Carlito syrichta (Philippine tarsier) is the source of this 3309-nucleotide messenger RNA. It is a transcript of the gene MTTP, whose product is annotated as microsomal triglyceride transfer protein. The coding region runs from base 219 to 2930 and encodes 903 amino acids. NCBI's taxonomy places the organism in Eukaryota, Metazoa, Chordata, Mammalia, Primates, Tarsiidae. Gene Ontology annotation, biological process: lipid transport; cholesterol homeostasis; lipoprotein metabolic process. Gene Ontology annotation, molecular function: lipid binding. The record is from RefSeq and is a predicted model, not a curated record. The transcript has 20 exons. Gene Ontology annotation, cellular component: Golgi apparatus; basolateral plasma membrane; endoplasmic reticulum.
UUCAGACCCGCAGUGGAAGAAAGAGGCGGGGCCUAUAAGGGGCGGGGUGUGGAAUUGGUGUUUUGGAGGUGGGAGGUCGUUACGAUGAUGUCUGUUUUUUCCCUUCAAGAAGUAAAUGUGUAUCUGCAGGCAUAUAUUCAUUCAUACAUUCUUGUUCUGAGGAGGGUCACUCCCUCACUGGCUGCCAUUGAAAGAGUCAACUUCUCUGUGUCUCCCAGAUGGGCACUGGAUGCAGAAGAAUCAGUAUGAUUCUUCUUGCUGUGCUUUUUCUCUGUUUUAUUUCCUCAUAUUCAGCUUCUGUUAAAGGUCACACGACUGGUCUCUCAUUAAAUAAUGACCGUCUGUAUAAGCUCACAUACUCCACUGAAGUUUUUCUUGAUCGGAGCAAGGAGAAACUACAAGACAGUGUGGGCUAUCGAAUUUCCUCCAGUGUGGAUGUUGUCUUACUGUGGAGAAAUCCUGAUGGUGAUGAUGACCAACUGAUUCAAAUUACGAUAAAGGAUGUAAAUGUUGAAAAUGUGAAUCAACAGAGAGGAGAGAAGAGCAUCUUCAAAGGAAAAAAUCCACCUAAAAUCAUAGGAAAGGAAAACUUGGAAGCUCUGCAAAGACCUAUGCUUCUUCAUCUAAUCCAUGGGAAGGUCAAAGAGUUUUAUUCAUAUCAAAAUGAACCAGUGGCCAUAGAGAAUCUGAAGAGAGGCCUGGCUAGCCUAUUUCAGAUGCAGUUAAGCUCUGGAACCACCAAUGAGAUAGAUAUCUCUGGAAAUUGCAAAGUGAUCUACCAGACUCAUAAAGACAAAGUGAUCAAAACUAAGGCCUUGGAUUCAUGCAAAAUAAUGAGGUCUGGAUUCACAAACCCAAAUCAGGUCUUGGGUGUCAGUUCAAAAUCCUCAUCUGUCACUACCUAUAAGAUAGAAGACAGCUUUGUUAUAGCUGUACUUGCUGAAGAAAUACAUGCUUUUGGGCUGAAUUUCCUGCAAACCAUUACAGGGAAAAUAGUAUCAAAGCAGAAGUUAGAGCUGAAGACCACUGAAGCAGGCCCAAGACUGAUGUCCGGGAAGCAGGCGGCAGCCAUCAUUAAAGCAGUUGAUCCAAAGUACACAGCUGUUCCCAUCAUGGGGCAAGUCUUCCAGAGCAAUUGUAAAGGAUGCCCUUCUCUCGUGGAGCGCUGGCAGUCCAUCAGGAGACACCUACAGCCUGACAACCUCUCCAAGGCUGAGGUCGUCAGAAACUUCCUGGACUUCAUUCAGCACCUCAGAACUGCGAAGAAAGAAGAGAUACUUCAAAUUCUAAAGACUGAAAACAAGGAAGUACUACCUCAGUUGGUGGAUGCUGUCACCUCUGCUCAGACCCCAGAUUCAUUAGAAGCCAUUUUGAACUUCUUGGAUUUCAAAAGUGACAGUAGCGUCAUACUCCAGGAGAGGUUUCUCUAUGCCUGCGGAUUUGCCUCUCAUCCCAAUGAAGAACUCCUGAAAGCCCUCAUUAGUAAGUUCAAAGGUUCCUUUGGAAGCAAUGACAUCAGAGAAACUGUUAUGAUCAUCAUUGGGGCCCUUGUCAAGAAAUUAUGUCAGAACGAAGGCUGCAAACUCAAAGCAGUAGUUGAAGCCAAGAAGUUAAUCCUGGGAGGACUUGAAAAAGCAGAGAAAAAGGAGGACACCAUGAUGUAUCUGCUGGCUCUGAAGAAUGCCCUGCUUCCAGAAGGCAUCCCCCUGCUUCUGAAGUAUGCAGAAGCAGGAGAAGGGCCUGUCAGCCAUCUUGCUACCACUGCUCUCCAGAGAUACGAUGUCCCUUUCAUCACUGAUGAGGUGAAGAAGACCUUGAACAGGAUAUACCACCAGAAUCGUCAAGUUCAUGAAAAGACCGUGCGCACUGCUGCAGCUGCUAUCAUUUUAAAUAGCAAUCCAACCUACAUGGAAGUCAAAAACAUCCUGCUUUCUAUUGGGGAACUUCCCAAAGAAAUGAAUAAGUAUAUGCUUGCCAUUGUUCAAGACAUCCUACGUUUUGAGAUGCCUGCGAGCAAAAUGGUCCGUCGUGUGCUGAAGGAAAUGGUCGCUCACAAUUAUGACCGUUUCUCCAAGAGUGGAUCCUCUUCUGCCUACACUGGCUACAUAGACCGUAGUACCCGUUCGGCCUCUACUUAUAGCCUUGACAUUCUUUACUCUGGUUCUGGCAUUCUAAGGAGAAGUAACUUAAACAUCGUCCAGUACAUUGGGAAGGCGGAUCUUCAUGGGAGCCAGGUGGUCAUUGAAGCCCAAGGGCUGGAGGCCUUAAUUGCAGCCACUCCCGACGAGGGGGAGGAGAACCUUGACUCCUAUGCCGGCAUGUCAGCCAUCCUGUUUGAUGUUCAGCUCAGACCUGUCACUUUUUUCAAUGGAUACAGUGAUUUGAUGUCCAAAAUGCUGUCUGCAUCUGGAGACCCCGUCAGUGUGGUGAAAGGGCUUAUUCUGCUAAUAGAUCACUCUCAGGAGCUUCAGUUGCAAUCUGGACUAAAGGCCAAUAUAGAGGUCCAAGGUGGUCUAGCUAUUGAUAUUUCUGGUGCAAUGGAGUUCAGUUUGUGGUAUCGUGAGUCUAAAACCCGAGUGAAAAAUCGCGUGACUGUGGUAAUAACUGGUGACAUCACAGUGGACUCCUCUUUUGUGAAAGCCGGCCUGGAAAUCAGUGCAGAAACAGAAGCAGGCCUGGAGUUUAUCUCCACGGUGCAGUUCUCUCAGUACCCAUUCUUGGUUUGCAUGCAAAUGGACAAGGAUGCAGCUCCAUACAGGCAAUUUGAGACAAAGUAUGAAAGGCUGUCUACAGGCAAAGGUUAUGUCUCUCUGAAGAGAAAAGAACGCCAAGUAGCAGGAUGUGAAUUCCCGCUCCAUCAAGAGAACUCUGAUAUGUGCAAGGUGGUGUUUGCUCCUCAACCUGAAAGCACUUCCGGCGGAUGGUUUUGAAACUGAUCGGUAAUAUUUCACUUGAAUUUGUCUCCCCAAAAGGGAUAUGAUGUGACAUGCCUAAGUACUUGCUCUCUGAGAGCACAGUGUUUACAUAUUUACUUGUAUUUAAGAUUUUUGUAAAAAAGCUAUGAAAAAAUUCAAUUGAUCAAAUUUUGGCCUAUGCAGUAUACCCCCAGAGUGUCACUUUGAGUCAUCAUGUGACACUUUUGACAAUUUUCUUAGUUUUCUUGCACCUCUCCAAAAUCCUAUUUGGUACAGUGAGAAUAGUUUUUCUCUAAGAGAAAACUAGUGUUUGUUAAAAACAAAAAACACACACACUGAAGAGAACUCAGUUUUAUUUCAACAAUUUUUGAUCAUAUGAAGCCCUUGACAGAAC